Vanessa tameamea is the source of this 1431-nucleotide messenger RNA. RefSeq names its product holocytochrome c-type synthase (gene Cchl). The transcript is spliced from 5 exons. The coding region runs from base 132 to 896 and encodes 254 amino acids. Gene Ontology annotation, cellular component: mitochondrion. Gene Ontology annotation, biological process: cytochrome c-heme linkage. Gene Ontology annotation, molecular function: holocytochrome-c synthase activity. The record is from RefSeq and is a predicted model, not a curated record. NCBI's taxonomy places the organism in Eukaryota, Metazoa, Arthropoda, Insecta, Lepidoptera, Nymphalidae.
AAUCUGUUGAAAUAACUAUUUGACUUGACAUUGACAGCUAAUCACAUUUGCACUUGGAAAUUUACGAGAAAAAUGAAAACUAUUCUUGGUUAACCUUGUGACCUUACGUAAGAUUAUAUGAAUUAUAUAAAAUGGGCAAUAAAGUGUCUGCAGAAGCAAUAAACACCAAAAUUCCUGUCAAUAAUGUAAAUCCACCACCAGAAUGUCCUAUGCACAAAAAAGACCCAAAUACGAAAAACGAAACACCCUCGGAAUGUCCUGUUCAACACGACAAUACUAUAAAUCCUUAUAAUAUGAUGCCACCUGCUAACCAGCAGCCAGCCCCAGAUCAACCAUUCUCAUUACCAACAAAUCGUCAAGUAUCUACAAUCCCUCGUGCUAUGCCAGAUGGAUCUACAGAAUUCUGGGUGUAUCCUAGUCAGCAAAUGUUCUGGAAUGCAAUGCUUCGUAAAGGAUGGCGUUGGAAAGAUGAGGAUAUCAAGCAAAAGGAUAUGGAAGAUAUCAUAAGAAUACAUAAUGCUAACAAUGAACAAGCAUGGCAGGAAGUCUUGAAGUGGGAAGCAUUGCAUGCCAAGGAAUGUGGCCAUCCCAGACUGAAGAGUUUUGGAGGCAAAGCUACUCAAUAUAGUCCACGUGCACAGUUUAGAUCUUUAUUAGGGUAUGAAUUGCCAUUUGAUCGCCAUGACUGGAUUGUAGACCGCUGUGGAAAGGAUGUCCGUUAUGUCAUUGAUUAUUAUGAUGGAGGUGAAGUUGACAACAAAUUUCAAUUUGCAUUACUUGAUGUCAGGCCAGCUAUGGAUUCAGUUGAGAAUGUUUGGGACAGAAUGAAAGUAUUUUAUAUGAGAUAUCGUUAUGAAUUCAUUGGUGAAAAAAAAGAUAAUAAAUUGACAAAUUAGUAGUAAGUAUUUAAGUCAAUUUUGAUUGAGUAGAUGUAGUUAUACAACCUACAGUCAGUUAAAAUAUAAGGAUAUAGGUUAAAAAAUGAAUAACUUAUGUGGGGUACUUCUGUCGACAUAAUUUGUCACUGCUGUAACUCUUUGUGAUUUUAAUUGUUUCAUCAUAUUGCAUUGUAUCAUUAAUUCACAAUUUGUUAAAAAAUAUUUAUUGUGAUAUUUUGUUCUAUUUAAAUUAUAAAAAAUAUACAGCAAUUAAUAGAAAUUAUUUAUUUCAAGGAUUUCUAUUAUUUCACUUAGAGAAGAAUUUAACAAACUUUUAAACAGUUGUAGUUUAUUAUUAUUAGAUGAUACAAAAAUGUAUUAAAAGAAUCAAGCAGUUAUGAAUGAAUAAAAAUGUAUUAAUCCGAAAUAUAUUUCAUUUCUAUAACACAAAUGUUUGGUUAUCUUGCAUACUACUGUAUUAUUCUACAUAUGAUUAUUCUUCUUGUUAAUAACUUUUAACUAUGUUAACUAAUAAAUGUUAAUAGUUAAAUAA